CUUAUUUCCCAUCUCGCAUUUGUUCUUGAAUCUCCCAAGUAUUCCCAUUCCCACACAGAGAUCUGUGAGGCUCAGCUGCUGAGAGAGCGUAGAGAAGAGAGAAAUUGAGAAUGUUCCAUACCACCAAGAAGCCCUCCUCUAUGACUCCUCAUGAUAGGCCAAUGUGUGUCCAAGGAGAUUCUGGUCUCGUCCUCACCACCGACCCCAAACCCCGUCUCCGUUGGACCGUCGAGCUCCACGAGCGCUUCGUCGAUGCUGUCACUCAGCUCGGAGGCCCUGAUAAGGCCACUCCCAAGACGAUCAUGAGGGUCAUGGGCGUCAAGGGCCUCACCCUCUACCAUCUCAAGAGCCACCUCCAGAAGUUCAGGCUCGGGAAACAACCCCACAAAGAAUUCAACGAUCAAUCGAUAAAGGAUGGCAUGAGAGCUUCCGCCAUGGAACUUCAGAGAAACAGUGGAUCUUCUUCGACCUUAAUGGAGCGUAGUAUGAACGAAAUGCAAUUGGAAGUUCAGAGACGGCUGCAUGAACAAAUUGAGGUACAAAGACACCUUCAAUUGAGAAUUGAAGCUCAAGGCAAGUACAUGCAAAGCAUAUUGGAGAAAGCUUGCCAAACCCUAGCCGGCGAAAACAUGGCCGUCGCCAGCACCGCCGCCGGACCUUUCAAAACCACUUCCAACAAUGUGGGAACAACCAGUACCAACCUUGUUCCAGACACCGCCAUCAAAGACUUCAUUUCACCUCAUCCACCUCACACCUUCCCUCCUUUUCAAGACAUGAACAACCUAUUUACCUCCGAACCGCCGCCGCCGCCUCCCCCGCCUCUCAUCGACUGCCUCAAGAAGCCUAGCCCCUUCAUCUCUGGAGCUGGUAAGGCCCCCAUUUUCUGGCCCGACGAUCUCCGACUCCAGCACUUAGGAACCCCUUCAGCCACCUUAGUACCGCCGCCGCCUUCCAUUGGCAGCCCACCGGACUUGGACUCUCUACAACUGGAAAUGUAUGAAUCAAAACCGCCACCCCUGUCACCGCUGCUCGUUGGCAACGACGCGAUCAAUGAAAAGAAGUUUGAAGCAUCGGUAAAGCUUGAGAGGCCGUCGCCACGGCAGUCGUCGGGACACUCCGACGAAAGGGUGAAUAAUAAUAAUAACGGUAUGCCCAACAAUAGUAACCCUACAAUGUCACAGCCACAGGGAAGAAAUUCUUCAUUUGGUUAAUUAAUUGAUGUUUUAUGUGUAAUAAUUAGUGACUUAAAUUUGAAUGUAACUAAUUAAAUAUAAGAUUAGGGUUUAGAUCUUAACAAAUGCUCAUACUCAUUAUUAUGUUUGAAUGUAACUCUUCUUCUCGACUUUGUGUCGAUUUUGCUCUGAGAAAUGUGAAGUACGAAAAUUUGAAUUUUCGACUUCAAGAAAA
This is a messenger RNA of Cucurbita moschata (crookneck pumpkin), 1407 nucleotides long. Its product is annotated as myb family transcription factor APL-like. Gene Ontology annotation, molecular function: DNA binding; DNA-binding transcription factor activity. The record is from RefSeq and is a predicted model, not a curated record. The transcript has 6 exons. NCBI's taxonomy places the organism in Eukaryota, Viridiplantae, Streptophyta, Magnoliopsida, Cucurbitales, Cucurbitaceae. Bases 111 to 1211 code for a protein of 366 amino acids.